Messenger RNA from Quercus robur (English oak), 1234 nucleotides. Its product is annotated as AUGMIN subunit 2. Gene Ontology annotation, biological process: spindle assembly; microtubule organizing center organization; microtubule nucleation. The coding region runs from base 155 to 1069 and encodes 304 amino acids. Gene Ontology annotation, cellular component: mitotic spindle microtubule. The record is from RefSeq and is a predicted model, not a curated record. The transcript has 6 exons. Lineage: Eukaryota; Viridiplantae; Streptophyta; Magnoliopsida; Fagales; Fagaceae.
CAGUCCUCCACCUCUGCAUACCAAAAAUUAAACAUAUUGUUAGUUCUUUUCAAACUCCAUAGAAUAGAAGAGGAAAUCGGAAAAUUGCAUAGUCCAGUAGACUAGACAUUGGUUUGGUUGGGCAACCAGAUCUGAGGUUGUUGGUGAGUGGGAAAUGUCGUCAAUGGCGAGUAGUACAGACACAACUUGGGUGGGAAAGAAGCCUCUGAGGCGCAUCGGUGGCAUGUCCGAUGCUCUCUCCAUCGCUGCCGAUCUUGGCUUCUCUGUCUCUCCUCCUCCUACUCAGGAAGAACUCCAAAACUUAUCCACCGCUACUGGCGAGAAGGGUGAUGACUUAAUAAGGGUCUUAAGAGAACUUACCACUGUACAAAGAAAAAUAGCAGAUCUGCAAGUGGAACUUCAAGGUCGAAAGGAUGAUAAAAAUGUAGCACAUUUAACUCAUGUGAGCGAAAUGGAAAAGAAGAUUGAGACUUUGGCAAGGAUUACGACUAUAUUGAAAGAUGUCAUUCAGAAUAAGGAUCGCAUCAUAGCACGUCUUCAGCAGCCAUAUUCACUAGAUUGCAUUCCAGUGGAAGCAGAAUAUCAGAAACAAUUCUCUGAAUUACUGAUGAAGGCUGCUAGUGAUUAUGGGGCAUUGACAGCGUCAGUUGCAGAUUUUCAAUGGAGUCAGAACUUUAAGGAGUCUCCUUCAGUAUGGGGGGAAAUGCUUCGCCCAAUUCCAGUUGCUUUAGCAUCAUGCACCCGAUUCUUUGAGGCCAUGUCUGCCAUGAGAGAAUCAUUUGCAACACUUCAAAAUCUGAGAGUGGGUCAUUCCAAUUCCUCUUUGUCUACAACACCAGCAAAGGAUGCUUCCCAAAGAGUGCCAGGGGACUCCGACUGUGUAACUCCACCACCUUGGAGAAAUGAACCAAGCUUUGAUGACUUAGCCAUUAGAAGCAUAAAGAAGCAAGAGAUUCAGAGGCAAGAAGCAGAGGAUGAAAACAGUGAGAUGGGUGAUGUUAAUCAGGUUGAUGGCACGAGCCACAGGAGAUUGUCAUGGCCCCCAUCAGUUAAAAAGAGUGGAAUUUAGUCAAAUAAGGUGAAUAUCAUUGCAUGUCUUCUGGUAGUAAAUGUUCCAUUAGGUUUGUAUUCUGUUUGUGAUGUAUUCAUUUCACUGGAAAUAUGUAAUAGCAGUAUCAUACACCAUGAGAAACUCAUUCUUUGUGCAGUAAUACAUAUGUUAUUUUGUUUAGUA